Messenger RNA from Pterocles gutturalis (yellow-throated sandgrouse), 1135 nucleotides. Its product is annotated as U3 small nucleolar RNA-associated protein 14 homolog A-like. Gene Ontology annotation, biological process: rRNA processing. The record is from RefSeq and is a predicted model, not a curated record. The transcript is spliced from 7 exons. Gene Ontology annotation, cellular component: nucleolus; small-subunit processome. Lineage: Eukaryota; Metazoa; Chordata; Aves; Pterocliformes; Pteroclidae. The annotation marks the transcript as partial.
GUACCAUCGCGUGCUGAAGAAGAGCAAGAGGCGCAAAGCCCUGAAGGAGUUUGAGCAGCUGCAUAAGUUGGACCCUGAGGCCGCGUUGGCACGGCUGGAGGAGCUGGAGCAGCUCAGGAUGCAGGAGCGGAUGAGUCUGAAGCACCAGAACAAGGGGAAAUGGGCCCGUUCCAGGGCCAUCAUGGCUAAGUAUGACCUGGAGGCCCGCAAGGCCCUGCAGGAGCAGCUGGCCAGGAGCAAGGAGCUGAUGCAGAAGGUGCGGGUGGAGCUGCCCGAGGAGCAGCCGGGUGAUGUGCCCGAGGAGGACCCCGCGCCGGUGACCGUCCCCACCAUCCCUGCGGUUGCGGGUGCCGGUGGGGCUAAUCCCUGGAUGCUGGGCAAGCCCAGUAGCCCAGACGAGGAGCCCGAGGCACAGGAGGGUCCUGGAGACGUCACGGUGCCUGAUGCUGCGGAGAGCAAGGAGGAGGAGGAAGAAGAGGAGAUGUCAGAGGAGGAAGCUCUGCUGCAAGACUUUGCGCAGAAACGGAAUGCGCGGCAGCAGCGGGCAGGGAGCCCCGAGGGCCAAGGAGCAGAGGAGCGAGCGCAGCAGCAGGAGGAAGGCAGAGCUGGGGACUGGCAUGCCAAGAAACCUCCAGCCAAGAAGAAGAAGAAGAAGAAGAUGAUCAGCCUGCAGGCAGUGCUGGCCGGGAAGCCCCAGGAGGUUCCAUGCCCCAACCUCCCCGUGGUCGUGGAGGAGGAGGAGGGGGGCAUCGACCAAAGAGGGGCCAUCACAGAGGCCUUUGCUGGGGACGACGUGGUCGCUGAUUUCCGCCGGGAGAAGCGCAAGGCAGAGCAGGAUGCGAAGCCGCUGGUGCUGCCGGGCUGGGGCGAGUGGGGAGGCACGGGACUGAAGCCCAGCGCCAAGAAAAUAAAACGGUUCCUCCUCAAGCCACCCCCAGCGCCUCCCAGGAAGGACCAGCACUUGCCCCACGUCAUCCUCAGCGAGCGGCGCAACAUCUACGCGGCAGCGCAUCAGGUCAGUGAGCUGCCCUUCCCUUUCGAGAGGCACGAGCAGUUUGAGCAGAGCAUCCGCAUGCCCGUGGGCACCACGUGGAACACGCAGCGAGCCUUCCAGAAGCUGACGGCCCCGCGUGUC